Molecule: messenger RNA, 1815 nt
Organism: Aspergillus ibericus CBS 121593
Lineage: Eukaryota; Fungi; Ascomycota; Eurotiomycetes; Eurotiales; Aspergillaceae
Product: replication factor A subunit protein RFA1
Exons: 6
Coding region: 1-1815 (604 amino acids)
Biological process (GO): DNA replication; DNA repair; DNA recombination
Cellular component (GO): nucleus
Molecular function (GO): DNA binding
Source: RefSeq, a predicted model, not a curated record
AUGGCUUCAGAAGCAGCAUCUCAAGUCUCUGCCGGGGCCCUUAGUGCCAUAUUUGAUGAAACAAAACCUCAAAUUCGGGAGCCUAUUGUCCAGUGUGUUCAAAUUAAGCCGUUGCCGCCACAACAGAAUCAUCAGGAACGUUACCGGGCUGUAUUCAGCGAUAUCUCAAACUAUGUCCAGACGAUGCUUGCGACUCAAUUGAAUCCGGUGGUCUCCAGUGGGUUGUUACGGAAAGGGUGCUUUGUUCGGUUGAAGUCGUUUCAAGCGAACUCGGUCAAGGGGAAAAAGAUUCUCAUAAUCCUGGACCUGGAAGUAUUGCAGGAACUGGGCGAGGCUGAUAAGAUUGGUGAACCAAAACCACUCGAGAAUAAGACAGAUGAGGACGAAAGGCCCCAGCCCACUACAAUUUCCAGUAAUGGCUUCUAUGGCUCGAAGAUCCCAGGUGCACAGAUACAGGCGAAUACCCGAGUACAGUCAACACGACCUGUUUUGGCCGCAGCACAUGCUACCAUAUAUCCGAUUGAGGCAAUUUCCCCAUAUUCCCAUAAAUGGACGAUUAAAGCACGCUGCACAAGCAAGACAAAUAUCAAGACCUGGCACAAUAGAAACACGGAAGGGCGACUUUUUAGUGUGAAUUUGCUGGAUGAUAGCGGUGAAAUUCGUGCCACCGGAUUCAAUGAUCAAUGCGAUAUGUUGUACGACAUCUUCCAGGAAGGUAGUGUAUACUACGUCUCCAACUGUCGCGUCCAGAUUGCCAAAAAGCAGUUCACGAACCUGAACAACGAUUAUGAACUUACCUUUGAACGGGAUACUGUCGUUGAAAAGGCAGAGGAUCAGAGUGAUGUUCCCCAGGUUCGAUUCAAUUUCACUACUAUCGGUGAUCUUCAGUCCGUUGAGAAGGAUACAACCAUCGAUUUGAUAGGCGUACUGAAAGAGGCUAUGGAGGUUUCGCAAAUCGUAUCCAAAACUACGAACAAGCCCUAUAACAAGCGUGAGCUGACUUUAGUUGACAAUACCGGGUUCUCCGUUCGUUUGACCGUCUGGGGUGCUACAGCUUUGAAUUUCAAUGCGUUGCCCGAGUCAGUAAUAGCGUUCAAAGGUGUGAAGGUUUCCGACUUUGGUGGGCGAAGCUUGAGUUUGCUGAGUUCAGGCUCAAUGGCCGUUGACCCUGAUAUUGAAGAAGCACACAAGCUCAAGGGGUGGUACGAUGCACAAGGCCGGGAUGAGAAUUUUUCUUCGCACGCUUCUUUAUUGGGGACAGCAACAUCCACUAUGAAAUCCGAUCGAUUCAAGACAAUCGCCCAGAUCAGAGAGGAGCAGUUGGGAAUGUCGGAGGAAGCAGUUUACUUUUCGCUGAAGGCAACCGUCAUCUAUAUAAAGCAGGACAACAUGUCUUACCCUGCUUGCCUUUCAGAGGGUUGCAACAAAAAAGUAACGGAGCUUGAUCCUGGCCAGUGGCGCUGCGAACGCUGCGAUAAGACUCACGCCCGACCAGAAUACCGCUAUAUCAUGCAUGUCAAUGUUAGCGAUCAUACGGGCCAACUCUGGCUAAGCUGCUUUGACGAUGUGGGCAGGUCAAUGAUGGGCACCUCAGCAAAUCAAUUGAUGGAGCUGCUACAAACGGAUGAGAAAGCGGCCGGGGAUGUAUUCCAAGAUGCUAAUUGCCGGACUUGGAAUUUCAGAUGCCGUGCCAAAAUAGACCACUUCGGCGAACAACAACGUAUUCGCUACCAGAUAUCAUCAGCAAGACCGAUAAACUACUCUGAAGAGGCUUCGCGCCUCGCCGAUGUGAUUGAAUCCUAUACCGUGUCUUGA